Cinara cedri is the source of this 2314-nucleotide messenger RNA. The record is from the annotation of a GenBank genome assembly. Lineage: Eukaryota; Metazoa; Arthropoda; Insecta; Hemiptera; Aphididae.
AUGCAGAUAAGUAUACUUCAGGUAAGCCAGUUACGAAUAUAACAAUACCUUUUAAUUUUUAUAGGCACUGUUACAUGUUGCACAAUCUUAUGUCUAUAAAAACAUUUUGUUUCUAGUUUUGAAAUUGUAAUUUAAUUUUUUUUUUUUGUAUAAAUGUAACUAUACAAAUAUUAACACCUAUAUUUAUAAUAAUAUAACACCAAUACAAAAUAUAUGCGUACCAAUAAAUAUACAUAUCGAACAUAUACUGUAUACUCUCAUAAAUACAUAAUUAACAAAUUAACUAUUAACCUCAUAUUCAAAACAAAUCUAUCACCCCCUUUACUUUUUAUUUUACUACAAGUAUAAAUGAACGCCAUCGUUUCUAAUAUUUCGGAUUCACUGCAUGUAUUUCUAAAUAUAAGUCAUAACUAUAUAAUAAGUUACCUACAUUUAAAUUUAAAUUAUAUUACUUCGAUAAAGUAAAUUUAUUCAACUGAAUACGUACCUGAAUAAGGAGUCAAUUAGCUUUUUUUGCCGUUUCUGUCCAUCUAUAUCAUUAUAUAGCAAUAUAGCAAACAUGUGUUUUCGGAGUUUUAACAUUUCUUACCUACCUACUCAGACUCCAAUAAUCUUCAAACAAAAAUUUGAUCACCGAAUUAAAAACAGUAUUUACUAUGUUUUCAUAGCAGAAUUUUUAUAUUUUCAAUAUCAAGUUUUAUAUGUACUAAGAUAAAAUAAACGUGUUUAUUAAAAUUUCCAUAUACGAAUAUAUAUUAUAUGAAAAUUCAAUUUCAAAAAAUCCCUAUCUGUAAGCAAACCAUAAAUGUGGUCGUCUUUGAUUUGGUGAAAUAACUUUUGUUUUAUUUCUAUUUAAACUUCUAUAAACUAUUUAUACCUACUCAAAAUCUAACUACUACGCCACUUCAUCAGAUAGGUAUCAUAUAUGAUAUUGAAUCUUACUAAUAUUUAAACACUUUCAUCUUUUAUUUAACUGUAUAAAUGAUUAUAGUGAAGAUUUCUGAGGGUAUAGUGCACUGUAGUCUGUAAUACAAUUAUUCUAUUAUUUUCAAUAGCAUGAAGGUAUUAUUUUAUGAACGUUUGUUUUGCCGUAUUUUAGAUCACUGUGGUCGCUCUAGGCGCAUUGACGACACUAACAAAGGCCAACUACCAAGCCACCUCAUUUGCCUAUUACCAUCCUAUAUUCCACCACACAGAACACCACGGACACGAUUAUUACGUACGUAUAAACUGUGAUUUUUCUAAUAUACGAUACCGUAACUAUAUGUAAUACCUACGAAAAUUCUAUAGCAAUUGGUUAGCGGUGUACGUGUACCUAUUGUUUAAUCAUUAUAAUAUUUUAUUGAUAAUCGUUUUCAAAUAUGAAUUGUGAGUUGCAUAUUAUUAUGACAUGUUCUUUGGAUGUGUGAGGUACGUUAAUUUUUAUCCUGAUCUGCGUUUACCUGAAUUUGUAACGCGAUCGGACCAAUCCAACAAUAGUAAAAAGAUAAAUAAGCAUAUGAGUAGGAUAAUAUACUUUAGAGUUAGAGAGUGUAAUUAAUUUUUAAAUCCUAUUACCAUAAAAUGUUUAUGGGAGAAAAAUAUUUUGGAAGCCUAGUUUCCAUGAUGGUCGUCUUUCCAAUAGUAUAAAUUUCUUGAAAGUUUGUUAGAGUUGUUCGAUAUUUGGAACACUCAAUUGUUGGUAAAUCAAAUCUCCUCCCCCUCGAAGUAUUUCGCCACUUAAAGUACUGUUAAGAUUUAGGGGUCUAUUCAAAGUCCAGUCCUGCAAGUUCCAGCGACUUAAUCGUAAUAUGUAUGUGUAACUUGUGUUUGUAACUGGUUUUUCUAUACGGAUUUGUCUACACCGCCGCAGUCACCACCUAAGUACGAGUUCAAGUACGGCGUCCACGAUCAGCACACAAAGGACGAGAAAAACCAGUGGGAGAAACGACACGGAGACGUCGUGCAUGGCGGCUACAGCUUUGUUCAACCAGACGGCCGCGUUCGGAAGGUGACCUACACGGCCGACAAGCACAACGGGUUCAACGCGCACGUCCACUACGAACACCACGCGAAACAUCCCCAACAUUACGGUGAACAUCAUGAUUCAUGAACUUCUCCGAUAGCGGCCGAUUUUUAUGAUGCUGUUCCAAGUUCUAUUCAAAUGUAUGAUAAAAUUCGUUGAAAACCCUAUGUUAGAAUUAAUAAAAUGUUCAAUUUUAAUUAAUCAAAAAAUAUUUAACCGAAUUACGCUAAGAUUUCCGUUUACAAUGAUAUAGGUAUCGUUUGCAUACAAUUUAUAUACAUUAUACAUAAAAUAUAUAUUAAAUAACUC